AUGGAGCACCCGACAAUAGCCAAGGCGGCCAGCUCGUCGUUCGACUUUACUCCCCUGUCGCAGUCCUUCCCUCUCUCCAUCUCACUGUCAAAGGACGACCAAGACCUGGAAACCAACAUGGGGCUGUUCGAGGGCCUGUCCAUCAUCAUAGGCAUGUCCAUCGGCAGCGGAAUCUUUGCGAGUCCUGGACCGGUCCUGGGCUACACAGAAAGCGUCGGCGCCGCUCUUUCUGUCUGGCUCAUCGCGGGCCUGCUGGCACUGACGGGUUCGCUGUGCUAUGCCGAGCUUGGCACCAUGUACCCGAUAUCGGGCGGCGAACACCCCUAUCUGCUCAAGGCCUAUGGCACCCUGCCCGCGUUUCUGUUCUCCUGGACCGGGGUGGUGUGCACCCGCCCGGGCUCGAUCGCCAUCAUCACUAUGAUCUUUGCCGAGUAUGUCGUCCGACUGAUAUACUAUGGACACCCCGGGGGUGUAGCCCCGGUGUGGCUCACUCGGCUGAUUGCCGCUCUGUGCAUCGCCGUCCUGACGUUGCUGAACUGCCUAUCGACUCGCCUGGGCACCUGGGUCCAAAACAUCUUUACGUCCUUGAAGCUGGUCAGUCUGUUGGUUAUCGGAGGCAUCGGCUGCGUGAUCCUGGCCGAGGGCGCCUCCAAGAGCCACAACUAUGACCGCGAGCCGUUCCAAGGGAGCUCCACAAACCCGGGUGACUAUGCGUUGGCACUCUAUUCGGCCCUGUGGGCGUACGAUGGCUGGAACAACCUCAACAUCGUCACUGGGGAGUUGCGAAACCCAACCCGUACCCUGCCGCAGGCCACGAUAGCAGGGCCCUUGAUCAUCAUGGUGUGCUACCUCUUGACAAAUCUGGCCUACUACGCCGUCCUUCCCGAAGAUGUGAUUGUCAAAUCUGCGUCAGUUGCUAUGGACUUUGGUAAAAACGUGUUUGGCCAUGUCGGCGGAAUCAUCAUCCCCAUCAUCGUCAUCGGAUCGACCUUUGGCGCUGCCAACGGCUCCGUCUUCACAAGUGCACGGGUGCUUAUGGCCUCUGCGAAGCAUGGGGAUAUACCGCCGGUCUUUGCACAAGUGCAUCCUCGCUUCAAGACACCGCUGAAUGCGUUGGUUAUCCAAGGCCUCAUCUCCGUCUUCUUUGUCAGCGUGGGCUCGUUCACGUCUCUGGUGACAUUCUAUUCGAUGAUUGCUUGGACAUUCUAUCUGCUGGCGGUCCUUGGUUUGCUGCUGCUGCGGUACCGUGCGCCCAACUUGGAGCGCCCGUUCCGGGUUUGGAUCAUUGUCCCAGUGAUCUUUUGUGCCAGCACACUGUUCCUGAUCGUAUUCAGUGUCAUGGAGGCACCCAAGGAAGCCCUGGCGGCAUUUCUAUUCUUUGCGAGCGGCGUGCCGAUUUGGUAUGCCGGCGAAGUACUCGGUAUGACGUGGGAACGUAAGUACUGCACCGUCGCUGCGAUCAUCUGUGUGGGGCUACCCGUACCCCGAGUCGUAUACAACACAUGUCCUGGCCCUGGCAACACACUCUAA
This is a messenger RNA of Polychytrium aggregatum, 1530 nucleotides long. Its product is annotated as amino acid/polyamine transporter I. Gene Ontology annotation, molecular function: L-amino acid transmembrane transporter activity. Gene Ontology annotation, cellular component: membrane. The record is from RefSeq and is a predicted model, not a curated record. Bases 1 to 1530 code for a protein of 509 amino acids. The transcript is spliced from 4 exons. NCBI's taxonomy places the organism in Eukaryota, Fungi, Chytridiomycota, Chytridiomycetes, Polychytriales. Gene Ontology annotation, biological process: amino acid transmembrane transport.